ACAAAGACAAAAUGCAGAGAUUCUCCUCAAGAAUGCUUUCUCUUCUUGCCAUACGCCCUUAUCAUCUCUCGAGUUCCUCGUAUUCAGACACCCUUUUUAACCUUAAGCACAACAAACAAACACACAGUACUGCCGGGUUCGACAGGGAGGAUGUCAGAAAUAGCUAUCUUCCUUCAAGUCAAACAAGAACUGGAUUUGGCUUAGUUUGCCUCGAUAAAGAAGAUAAUAUUGCUGACAAUCGCGACUCCGAUGAGUUUGCUGCUGAUGUUGAGAAGGUUUACAGGAUUUUGAGGAAAUUCCAUUCCAGAGUCCCAAAGCUAGAGCUCGCUUUGCAAGAAUCCGGUGUCGUUAUGCGGUCUGGUUUGACAGAACGCGUCCUGAAUCGUUGCGGGGAUGCGGGUAAUCUUGGGUACAGGUUUUUUGUGUGGGCAUCGAAGCAACCUGGGUAUAGGCAUAGUUACGAAGUGUAUAAAGGUAUGAUUAAGGUUUUAAGUAAAAUGAGGCAAUUUGGUGCUGUUUGGGCUUUAAUUGAGGAGAUCAGGAAAGAGAAUCCUCGGUUGAUAUCACCUGAAUUGUUUGUUGUUUUGAUGAGGAGGUUCGCCUCUGCUAGAAUGGUGAAGAAAGCUAUAGAAGUGUUAGAUGAAAUGCCAAAGUAUGGUUGUGAGCCCGAUGAGUAUGUUUUUGGUUGUUUGUUAGAUGCUUUGUGCAAGAAUGGUAGUGUAAAAGAAGCAGCCUCACUUUUUGAGGAUAUGAGAGUGAGGUUUAAGCCAAAUUUGAGGCAUUUUACAUCAUUGUUGUAUGGUUGGUGUAGAGAAGGGAAGCUUAUGGAGGCUAAAUUUGUGUUGGUCCAAAUGAGGGAGGCUGGUUUUGAGCCAGAUAUUGUGGUGUAUAACAAUUUGUUAAGUGGGUAUGCUCUGGCUGGGAAGAUGGCAGAUGCAUUUGAUUUGUUAAAGCAGAUGAAAAGUAAAGGAUGUGACCCAAAUGCAAACUCAUAUACCAUAAUGAUUCAGGCACUUUGCAAGCUUGAAAGAAUGGAAGAGGCAAUGAGAGUCUUUGUUGAGAUGGAGAGGAGUAAUUGUGAAGCUGAUGUUGUGACUUAUACUACAUUAAUUAGUGGGUUUUGCAAGUGGGGAAAGAUUAAUAGAGGUUAUGAGAUUCUCGAUGACAUGAUACAAAGAGGGCAUAUGCCAAAUCAGAUGACUUAUUUGCACAUUAUGUUAGCUCAUGAGAAGAAGGAAGAGCUUGAAGAGUGUACGGAACUAAUGGAGGAAAUGAUAAAGAUUGGUUGUGUUCCUGAUCUUAGCAUUUAUAAUGUAGUUAUUCGGUUAGCUUGUAAGUUAGGGGAGGUGAAAGAAGGUGUUAGAAUUUGGAAAGAAAUGGAAGCCAACAGGUUAAGUCCAGGGGUUGAUACCUUUCUUAUUAUGAUACAUGGGUUUAUUGGGCAAGGUUGUUUGGUUGAAGCUUGUGAAUACUUCAAAGAAAUGGUUCUGAGAGGCCUUUUUUGUACUCCUCAAUAUGGUGUUUUGAAAGAUCUGUUGAAUUCUGUAUUGAGAGCUGAGAAGCUUGAAAUGGCCAAGGAUGUAUGGGAUUGUAUUGUUACUAAAGGAUGUGAGCUGAAUGUGUCUGCGUGGACAAUUUGGAUUCAUGUGCUUUUCUCCAAUGGGCAUGUGAAGGAGGCUUGUUCAUUUUGUUUGGAUAUGAUGGAUGCAGAUGUGAUGCCGCAGCCAGAUACCUUUGCAAAGCUCAUGCGGGGUCUGAGGAAACUGUAUAACAGACAGAUAGCAGCCGAGAUUACAGAGAAGGUAAGGAAGAUGGCUGAAGAUAGACAGAUCACUUUUAAAAUGUAUAAACGGCGAGGGGAGAGGGACUUGAAGGAAAAAGUCAAGGCAAAGACAGAUGGAAGGAAGAGGAGGGCUCGUCGACGUCGAUGGGGUGGGGGCCAUAAUAGAGCUAAAGUUUUGUAGUUUGAAACUUUGAAUAAGUGACUUGUGAAAUAAAGAAAUUUAACUUUCUACUGGUGUGGAUGUGAUUAAUUUUCACCCACUGUUUCAAUUUGCAUUUGUCAUCAAAUGGAAAAGUAGCACUCUUAGCUCUUUUCUCUGGAAGUGAACUUUUUAUGCUAUCUGAUGAAUGAACUCUGAUGAUGGGUUGGCCAAAGAAAGAAUCAGAACUCUGAAGAUGGGUGCAAUGGAUGUGGAAAAUAGCUGCUUCAGGUAGCUAAGUACUUUUUCUCACUCUUAUCAGGCUCAAUUUUUUUGUUGUUUGUUCUCUUCAAUACUUUAGGUAGGCUUCCUUCUAGUUGAAAAUUUAAAUAAAUUACCUGGCUUGGCUGCAGUUGUGUACGUAUUGCCUUGGAAAGUAGUAUUUUUUACAUUUAAAUUGUGAAGCACAUUUUAAACCACAUAUAGCAUCCCUAAUCAGGUUGUGAUGUAUACAGCUGUUAUAAAAAAAAUUAAUUCCA
Messenger RNA from Rubroshorea leprosula, 2461 nucleotides. Lineage: Eukaryota; Viridiplantae; Streptophyta; Magnoliopsida; Malvales; Dipterocarpaceae. The record is from the annotation of a GenBank genome assembly.